UGUGGUGACUCUGAUUAACAUUUUGAACAUCUGGUGGACUGUUUUAAAAAUGGCUGUACCGUCUACAUUCCAACCAGCAAUAAACAGGGUUCCAGUUCCUUUAUAUCCACAUGAACCUUGUCAUUUUCGUUUCACAAAACAUUUUAAAGAAAUGUUUAUUAUAGCUGUCCUAGUAGGUGUGAACAGGUGUUUAUUUCACUGUGGUUUUCAUUUACAAAUCCUUGAUGGAAAUGAUAUUGAGCAGUUUUUUCUGUUUGCAGAGAGCUAUAGCCUCACCUCAUGGGGGUGUGGAGCACCAACUUUCCUGCUCAGCAGUGAGAGCUGGGUCAGCCCAGCCUCCCUGACUGCAGGACCCACAGGCUCAGCCUGCCUAACCUUCAAGCUGCCUCCUGGGGCUGAACUUGCCUUUUCUCUGCCUGGGACCCUCCAGUAGGUGGCCCUGGUGUAGGAAGUGUUGGCCAUGGUCACCUGUAGCUCUGGGGACAUCGCACUUGUGCACAUGUUGUUGGGUGAGGAAUCAGGAGGGGAGGGUGGUGGUCAGGAGGUUCUUUGCUUCUUGAACUCUCCUGGGGCCUCUUUCCAAAGCAGCAACCUGGUGACCCAGGGCACAGCUGCCCCUGGGCUUCCUAAGUCCCUGAGCGCACAGUACGGGCUCCUCAGUCCCCCUCAAAGCUAUUAUGCUUAACUUGAGGGAGAGGAUUGAGGGGUCACAGAGGGAUGGAAAUAAAACUUUUAAUGGCCUUGGGACUUGGUGGCCUCCCAGUCCCAGGUAAGCAUUGUUGUUCUCUCUCUGGCCUGCAUGCCUAGGGUUCCAAGUGUGUCCCCAGCCCCCAGGUCCCUGAUCAAGGGAGACUUCCAGAUAAAGCCCCUGUGGCUGUCAGGCUCAGUCUGAUGAAGGGGCUGUGUCACCAGCUGUUGAGCCCCCUUCCAGGCAUGUGGCUGUGUUCCCUGCUCCCUGCCCUCAUGGGAUCUCUCUUGGGGGCUGUUCUUUCUGGGCCAACAGGCUGGCGGUUGCCAGGGAAAAGCCCCCGCUUUGACCGUCCUGGAGAUGUGGUGGUUGGGGGUAGCUUCUCCAUCUUUCCCUUUGAUAACAUUACCCUGUUUGAUUUCACUGCUCCACCAGCUGGCUUGCCGUCUUCAGCCGUUUCCAGGUGGGGCUACCGUGUGGCCCAGGGUUUUGUCUUUGCCAUUGAGGAGAUCAACAGGGACACCCACCUGCUGCCCAACCUCACGCUGGGCUUCUCCAUCCGCAACUCUGGGGACUCAGUGCAUGGAGCCCUCCAUGAGACACUGGGCUUUCUCACUGGCCAGGAGGAGCCGAUCCCCAACUACGCGUGUGGAUUCAGCCCUCCCCAGGCUGCCCUGAUUGGAGAUACGCGGUCAGCUCUGUCAGUCUCCAUGGCCAGGCUGCUGGGGCUCUAUAAAUUUCCCCAGGUCAGUUACUCAUCCACACUGCCCAGCCUCAGCGACAAGGCCCAGUUCCCUUCCUUCCUGCGGACCCGGGCCAGUGACCUCACGUCCUCCCACGCGGUGAGCCAGCUAGUGCUCCACUUCCGGUGGUCCUGGGUGGGCAUUCUGGCCCAGGACGAUGACUUUGGGCAGCAGGCCAGCUCUCUGGUCGCCCGGGAGCUGGGCCAGGCAGGCGUCUGCCUGGAGUUCCACCUCCACGUGCCCUCCCAGCAGUCACUGGAAAAGACAGAAGCCCUCGUCCAGAAGAUGGCCAGCUGCACGGCCACCGUCGUGCUGGUCUUCCUGAGCAACUCCAAUUUCCAGCUCCUCCUGCUGGGCUUGCAGGGCGUCGGUGUCUCGGGCCAGGUGUGGGUCAGCAAGGACGUGCUUCACCUGGGGCUGGCGCUGACAGUGCCCGGCGUCUCCCGCGUGCUGCAGGGCUCGUUCGGCCUCAUGCUGCAGGUCAGCCAGGCGCUCGGCUUCCCCGAGUUCCUCGCUCGCCUGCACCCCAGCCGGACCCCAGAGGAUGCCUUCAUCGAGAGGUUCUGGGAGGUCACGUUUGGAUGCAAGUGGCCGCCCAGGAACAGCACAGCGUCGGGAAGCACUCGGCUGUGCUCUGGGAAUGAGAGCCUGCGAGGCCACGAGCACCCUUUCCAGGAAGUGAGCAAAGUGGACGUGGCCUACUCUGCGGUCUACAGCAUUGCCCAUGCCCUGCAGGCCCUGGGGGACUGUGUGCAUGAGGAUGGGGCAUGUGCAGACCCUCUGCACUUCCAGCCCUGGCAGCUUCUUCAUCCCCUCAGAAAGGUGCAUUUCAAGACCCCUGAUGGGAAAGAGAUCAUGUUUGAUUCCAAUGGAGAUUUACUUACAAAGUUUGACAUUCUCUAUGGGCAGAAGACUGCCAAUGGCCUGUUCCGCUUUGUCCACAUAGGCGUGAUUGACCCAGGAGCUACUUCAGAGAAGAGAAUGACUGUCCACCUGAUGAAGGAGGACCUCCAGGUCCCCAGCUCUGUCUGCAGCAGAAGCUGUGCUCCAGGAUUCAGCCAGAUUCCCCGACAGGGAGCCCCUCAGUGCUGUUUCGACUGCAGCCCCUGCCCCGAGGGACAGUUUGCAGACCAAAGAGACAUGAAGAGGUGUCUUCUGUGCCCUAAGGAGCAGUACUCGAGCCCCACCAGAGACCGCUGCCUGCCCAGGACAGAGACCUUCCUGGCCUUUGAUGAGCCCCUGGGACUCACGCUGGCUUCCGUGGUGCUCCUGCUGGCUGGCCUGGCUGUGCUGGUCCUCGGGGUGUUCUUGAAGCACUCGGACACACCUGUGGUCAGAGCCAACAACAGGGCUCUCAGCUACACACUCCUCACCUCCCUGGCGCUCUGUGCCCUCUGUCCCCUGCUCUUCCUCGGCCGCCCGACCACCGCCACCUGCCUUCUUCGCCAGACCACCUUUGCUGUUGUGUUCACCGUGGCUGUCUCGUCUGUCCUGGCCAAGACCCUCACCGUGGUCUUGGCAUUCAGGGCCAUCAGGCCAGGAGUCAGGGUCCAGGUGUGCCUGGGGCCAAAUGCCUCCUCCUCGGUGGUCCUUACGGCCUCCUUGGUGCAGGUUGUUCUCUGUGGGGUCUGGCUGGGCACCUCCCCACCAUUCCCACACAGAGACGUGGCGUCAGAGCCCAGUCAGGUUGUCAUCUACUGCCAGGAGGGCUCUGGUGUUGGCUUCUACUGCAUGCUGGGCUACCUGGCUGUCCUGGCAGGGGCCACCUUCUGUAUGGCAUUUUUGGCGAGGGGUUUGCCCGACGCCUUCAAUGAGACCAAGUUCCUCACCUUCAGCAUGCUGUUGUUCUGCAGCAUCUGGACGGCUUUCCUGCCCCUGUACCACAGUUCCCGGGGCAAGUCCACGGUGGCCGUGGAGAUCUUCUCCAUCCUGGCCUCCACUGCAGGGCUGCUGGGUGGCAUUUUCCUCCCCAAGUGCUACAUCAUCUUGCUGAAGCCUGAGAGGAACACCUUGGCCUGCAUAAGGCAUGGACGCCAGGCUCAGCAGGGAAGAGGCAGGGCAAGGAGCUGGGCCCUCACUAGAGAGCCUCAGGAGCCAUCUCUUAGUGAAGACAUUGGUGCCACAGUGUUUGGGUUCAUUGCUUUUAUAUGGGUUCAAAGAGACUCUGUAUGCUUAGAAGGAAAGAGAAAUUAAUGUAACCAAUUUUCAUGAGAAUCAGACUGUUGGGAGACUUAUCUCUUUCUCACAGUCAAGAUUGCUAUAAUUGUCAAGAAUAAUUGCUAUAGUUUUACAAUAAAUUAAAAGACAAAGACAUGUACAUCAGAUGUGAAUCUGAACUGGUAGUGUUGCAGUGGUCAUUUGGUGUCGACAGCUGGGAUGCUGGCCUCCCAUACUAGGUGUGCCUGGGUUGAGUCCUGGAUUCACCAAUUGCACCUUAGGAUGCAGAAAGUGAUGGCUUAAAAACUUGAGUCCCUGUCUUCUGUGUAGGAGAGUUGGAUUGUGUUCCAGGUUCCUCACUUCAGACUGAUCCAGCCCUGACUGUUGGGCACCUGGGGAAUGAACCAGCAAAUGGAAGAUACCCAUCUCCCUGUGUAUCUGUCUCUGUGCCUUUCAAACAAAAUGAAAAUCAGCAUUUUAAAAAAGAGCAGGCAUUGUGACACAUCUGUUAAGAUGCUAUUUGAGAUGCCUACAUCUCAUAUAGAAGGCCUGGGUUUGAGGCCCUGCUCUGCUUCUAACUCAACUUUCUGUUAGUGCAUAUCCUGGGUGGCAGGUUAUGGCUCAUAUAUUCGGGUCCCUACCAUCCACAUGGACAUGAGGAGUGAGUUCCAGGGUCCUGGCUUUGGCUUGGCCUAGCCCUGGUUGUGUGCAUUUGGGGAGCGAACUAGCAGAUGGAAAAUCUCUCUCUUUCAAAUAAAUAAAACCUUUUUAAAAUGGGUUCAGUGUUGUAGCAGAAACCAAGGAGAAAUAGAAAUUAAUCUAGUGAUCAAAAAAGUAGUUAGAGAAAAAUUAUUUAUAAGCAAAACAGGGAAGGAUAAAAGCAAAAAAUACAUGGUAAAAGGUGACUGACAGAAAUUCCAAACUAACAUAAGAAAAAUGACAUAGAAAUUUACAGCAUUGGGAAGGAAAAGUGAGCAAAGCAAUAAUAUCAAAAAGUUUUUACAUUUUUUGUUAAUACACUUGAAAAAACUAGGUGAAAAGUUUUCUGGGAAAAUGGUUAUAAUCCUAAAAAAUUUAAUAUUGAAUGAAAAAGAGAAAACGUAAAUUAACUAAAAGUUUUAGAUUACAUUGAAAAUUUUCUUAAAUAAUUACAUCACAAAAAAAAUUCUAAGCCCAAGAUAUUUUACCAGUGAUUUUUUUUUUUUCACCCUUCAGGACAUAGAAAACUCUUGGAUACAUAGCUGUUCCGGAACAUGUAAAAGCCUGGACAUUUACUUUUUUUUUUUUUUUUUUUGACAGGCAGAUUGGACAGUGAGAGAGACAGAGAAAGAUCUUCCUUUUCCAUUGGUUCACCCCCAUAAUGGCCGCUGCAGCUGGUGCAGCAGGCAGAGGAUUAGCCUAGUGAACCAUUGGCGCCAGCCGACAUUUACAUUUGACACCAUUGUGUCAGAGCCCAAAAAAAGAAGUUAAAGGCCAAUAUCUUUCAGGAAAAAUGAUGCAAAAAUUGCGAGUCAGAUACUGCCAGUAAAGACAGUUCAGCUAGUACACCUGGACUGGAAACAUUCACUCCAGAAUCAUGACAUUAUAAUUACAAUACUCCAUUUUAAUCAGGCAAUUGAAAAAAAGUCAUGUCAAUAAUUAAUGAGAAGCAAGCUGAUAAAUUAUAUUACUUCAGGAAGAAAAAGCCCUAGUAAGUCAGGAAAACACUUUUUAUAUUAUGAUGGUUUCAGGCUUAAUGGUGACGCUAGAGUUCAGGUUGCAGACUAUGGCCCACAAGCCAAAUCUGGCCGACUUGUUCAUGUAAAUAAAGUUUGAUCAGGACACACACACACACGCACACAAACUUUCAUGUUGUCUUUAGCCACUUUCACACUAUUAGGAGGAGUUGAGUAAUUGUCAAGAGAUUGCAAGGCUGGCAUUUGGCACAGUUGUUAAGAUGCCACAUGGAUGCCUGGGUUUCAGGCCCUGCUAAUGCGCACCCUGAGAGGCAGCAGUGAUGGCUCAAGUAGCUGGGUCCCUGCCACUUGCGUGGGAGGCCUGGAUUGAAUUCCUGACUCCUGGCUUUUAGCUGGCCUGGCCCCAGCUAUUGUGGGCAUUUGGGGAAUGAACCAGCUGAUAGAUUUCUCUCUCUCUCUCUCUCUGCCUUUCAAAUAUAAUUAAUUAGUUAAUUAAAGAUAUGCAGUGUUUGAAAAGCCAACUAUGUACCAUCAUUCUUUCAACAGGAAAGAUUUGCCAAUCUCUGAUGAACAGCUAUUGCCAUCCCACUUAGGAAAGACCAAGGCAGGGUUGCUCACUAAUCCUUAUGAAUGAACAAGCAGUUCAGAAAAGGAGCAAAUGGACAACGAAUACAUCAAAAAGUAAAUGAACUAAAAAUCAGAAAUGUAAAUAAAAAUUAUAAUAUAUAUUUGGGUAGCUAUUAUGAGGUAAGCAAUAUCCCAAGCACUUAAUCUACAUAACUUCAUUUAGCACAAGGAUCCUAGUAAAGCAAGUACUAUGAUCUCCAUUUUACAGAUGCAGAAAAUACAGUCUAAAGAGGUUAACUAGCAGAGAUUUUUUUUAAAGAUGUAUUUGAAAAGCAGAGAGGUAGAGGCAGAGAGAAAAAGAGAGGUCUUUUGUCCACUAGUUCACUCCCUGGAUGGCUGCAAUGGCCCGAGCUGUGCUAAUCUGAAGCCAGGAGCCAGGAACUUCACAUGGGUUCAGGGGCCCAAGGACUUGGGCUGUCUUCCACUGCUUUCCCAUAGCAGAGAGUGGAAUUGGAAAUAGAGCAGUCGGGACUUGAACCAGUGCCCAUAUGGGAUGCUGGCACUGCAGGUGGUGACUUUACCCACUACGCCACAGCGCUGGCCCAAACUAGCAGAGAUUUAAAGACAGUGUUGGACACAGACAUAAAUAGUGGGGAAAUGGACCCUUUUGGUCAACACCACAAGUGACCACAUAGGUACACCCUAUUUGUAGGAAAGUUAGAUUGGAAAUGCUCAGAGGCAAUGGCUACUCAAGAGCUGAUUCAGAAAUUUCACUUUGGCAAUUCUUUCAUGGAAAUAACUGACCAGAUAUGAAAAAACGUGGUCACAAGACCUUUUAUAGUAUGGUUUAUAAUACCAAUAUACUAAAUGCUAAUCAGUAGGAGAAUGUUUAAAUAAUUAUGAUGCAGAAAUUAAAUCUAUUGCUGAGAGAAAAUCAGGUUCAUAACAACAAGGAUGGUCCCAACUUUUAUAAAAUUAUAAAACUCUCCUAGGGGAACUGUGGAAGAAUGUCACCCUUAAGGUAACAUUGCUUAUCUAUGGUGGCAAGAUAUUAAGACAUAUUUGCUCUUUGCCUUUUCCUAAAUGAUUUUGAUCUUACAAUGAAUGAGUAUCAUAUGAAUUAAAAACAAAGUUAUUUCCAUCAAGGAAUAAUACUAAGAUGGCAGAAUCCAAAAUUUUCAUUAUUAUUCAUCACUGGAUAGAAAAAUAAAACAUAGGUCGUUCAUCUGUGUGUAGCCAAAGAUAUAUGCCCAGCAUGAUUACAGUGGGAGAUUAACCCAAUACACAGAAAUCAGUGUGUUUGUAUUUUAGAGACACAGAUUAAAAGUGUCUACCAGGAAGCACACUUGCUUCUCACAGGCAAGCUGUGUGGGCCUCAGCAGCUGUGCCAGAAAGGCCAGUCCUCCAUCUGGGAAUCUAGAGGUAAGGACUGGCUGGCCAACCAGAGACGCAAGCCUGGGCUGUGGUGUCCCCUUAUUUGUCAGAAGUAAAAAUGUUCCCAUCUAUAGAUUUCAAAACAGAAACGUAAGACUUACAAAACCAAGAUUCAGCCGUGAAUUCAAAAUAAGACACAAAAAAAGUUACCUGAUAGAAACCCUCCAAACCCACAACUUAAUUUUCCUGACCCUGAAUAAAUUGUUCAUUCUGGUACAAUAUUAAUCAUCAAUCCUUGCACAAGACCUUUGUAAACAUCCACUUGGACAUACUGUCCUUGAACUUCAUAUAAAUGUGAUCAUAUAGCAUUUAUCAUUGUGUUUGUGAAAUGCAUCCAAAUUGUGUGUAUACAUGGCUCCCUCUCCCCCUUUUUUCUUUUAUAUACUUUUUUUUAAAAAGAUUUUAUUUGAAGGGCAGCACAAGAGAGAGGCCUCUCUUACCAACUGUUCACUCAGUUCAGCAUCCUAAAUGGCUAUCCUGUCUUCAGUCUUACAUCCUACAGUCCCUUCUCUACACUGGCUGACUCACUAAUUCAUUAAAAUUCACAUACAGCUUCAUCACUUCCAUGCCUAAAAUCUUUCGAUGGUUUCCAAUAACUUACCAACAUAAAAAUUUGCAAUUCUCCUCGCACCAUAUUUCUCCUCCCCAUCUUGCCAAUCUCUGACAGUCUCCACUCAGCAGAUUUAAGUGACUGACCUGUCUCCCACCAUGCUACCAAGCCUCUGCACACACUUUCCUCCACCUGAGAACCUCCUCCAUCUGACAGAUACUCAGCCCAAGUGCAUUCUGUCAGGCCCUCCCUCCUCUUCCUAACAGAGCUGAUUGUUUCUCUGAAAGCCAUGCACACACCACAGCCCCACUCCUCAGCCACUUUUAUUCCAGUCUUCCCUAGUCUGUCAUCCUUUGUAUACUGUGGAUCUUCAGUAGCCACAGACAGGUCUGACUUGCCUUGGGUGCUUCCACAGCUGGCUCACAUGGUAGGCACUCAGUAUAUGCUCAAAGAAGUUUGCUGGGUGGCACAUCAAAAGUGGAUCACUCACCGAGGCAGCCAGCAAGGGAAGACACCCAGCCCAGAUCAGUGCAAACACUAGAGGGGGACGUGAAAUUCUGGGGGAAGUUCAGCUCCAACAAAGGUAGAAAGGGGACUCUGAG
Oryctolagus cuniculus (rabbit) is the source of this 8417-nucleotide messenger RNA. NCBI's taxonomy places the organism in Eukaryota, Metazoa, Chordata, Mammalia, Lagomorpha, Leporidae. The record is from RefSeq and is a predicted model, not a curated record.